This is a messenger RNA of Cornus florida, 1892 nucleotides long. RefSeq names its product alkane hydroxylase MAH1-like. The transcript has a single exon. Gene Ontology annotation, molecular function: iron ion binding; monooxygenase activity; heme binding. Bases 72 to 1601 code for a protein of 509 amino acids. Lineage: Eukaryota; Viridiplantae; Streptophyta; Magnoliopsida; Cornales; Cornaceae. The record is from RefSeq and is a predicted model, not a curated record.
AUAGUUUCAUCUAUAAAAUCUAGCAUUGACCAUGGAAGCCUUAUCAACACACCUCACUAAGUUUGGCAUCAAUGGCUAUCAUUGAGACACUCUUACUACUGCUGCUACUAUGCUUCAUAGUUCUUUGCCACUGGAGAUGGAGUCAGCAGAGAAGCUCGCCGCUGACGAAUUGGUGGGUCAUCGGGAUGCUGCCAGGGCUGCUUCGAAAUGCUAGCCGCCUCCAUGAUUUCGCAACAGAGAUCCUAAACCAAAGUGGGGGCACAUUUACGUUUAAAGGCCCUUGGUUUGGUAACAUGGACAUGUUGGUCACUGCUGAUCCCGCCAACAUUCACUACAUCUUGAGCAAGAACUUCUCAAACUACCCAAAGGGUCCUGAAUUCAGGAAGAUUUUCGAUGUUCUAGGAGAUGGGAUUUUCAAUGCUGAUUCUCAGUUGUGGGAAAAUCAUAGAAAAACCACCAUGUCAUUGAUCAAGCACGCCAAGUUCCAAGACCUCUUAGAGAGAAUUACUUGGCAGAAGGUGGAAAAAGGGCUAAUCUCAGUUCUUGAUCAUAUCUCAGAACUAGGGACAGAAGUGGACUUGCAAGAGUUGUUUCAAAGGUUCACUUUUGAUGGUAUCUGCAUAUUACUUUUAGGCUACGACCCUGGUAGUCUCUCCAUUGCCUUGCCUUACAUUCCAUGUGAAAAGGCAUUUGGUGACAUGGAGGAGGCCAUAUUAUACAGGCAUGUAUUUCCAGAAAGCUGUUGGAAGCUGCAAAAAUGGCUUCAAAUUGGCAAAGAGAAGCAGCUGAGUAUGGCUUGGGCGAAUUUCGACCAAUUUUUGUCCCAAUAUAUUUCAUUAAAGCGUGAAGAAUUUAGUAAAAUCAGAGGCGAAAUGGUGGAGCACCAAGAAGAGGGCUUCGAUUUUUUAGCAGCUUACAUGGAAGCAUACAAAGUACAGAGUGGUGGUUCUAUUGAUUCGGAGAAGUUUCUGAGAGACACCUUACUGAGUUUGAUGGUAGCAGGGAGAGGCACCUUAAGUGCAGCACUCACUUGGCUUUUCUGGCUCCUCUCAUUACACCCUCUAGCAGAAGUCAAAAUCCGAGAAGAGAUCAUGUCGAAGUUGCACCUCAAAGAAGAUGAGAAAUUGAGGCUUUUCAGCACAGAAGAGUCGCGUAAACUGGUGUACCUCCACGGAGCUCUGUGUGAAGCUCUACGGCUGUUCCCACCUGUAUCUUUGGAGCACAAAGCUCCACUUGUACCGGACAUCCUCCCAACCGGGCAUCACAUUGAUCAAAACACAAAGAUAAUACUGUCUUUCUACUCAAUGGGGAGGAUGGAGACGAUAUGGGGCAAAGAUUGCUUAGAUUUCAAGCCGGAGAGGUGGAUUUCAGAGCAAGGAGUGAAGCACGAACCAUCUUACAAGUUCCCGGCAUUCAAUGCAGGACCAAGAAGUUGUGUAGGUAAGGAUAUGUCUUUCAUUCAAAUGAAGAUGAUUUCAGCCACCAUUAUAUACAAUUAUGACAUUAAAGUGGCAGAGGGUCAUCCUAUUUCCCCAAAUGAAUCAAUCCUACUUCAUAUGAAGCGUGGUUUGAAAGUCAGGAUUGCCAAAAGAAGUGUUUGAUGAACCAAGAAGUUCACUUGUGGAGGUGAUGGUCUUUGGCGACACUUUGUCUUUGUGGUUUUAGUUGUAAGAUUGUACUAUUAUUUAUCUUGUAGUUACUGCUUACUAGUUAGUUGUUUAUAUAAAUGGUAAAAAAAAUUGUAUGUGACUGUUAGUUGCAUAAAAGCAGAUGCAUGUGUAAUAUGGAUAGCAUUGCUGAAAUAAAGAAAUAUAUAUAUAUAUAUAUAUAUAUAUAUAUAUAUUUUGUAAUAUUGCUGAAAUAAAGAAUUGUCCUCACAAUUUUCUUUCUUA